This is a messenger RNA of Aegilops tauschii subsp. strangulata, 1469 nucleotides long. The record is from RefSeq and is a predicted model, not a curated record. NCBI's taxonomy places the organism in Eukaryota, Viridiplantae, Streptophyta, Magnoliopsida, Poales, Poaceae.
CUUGGCCUCGCUGGCCGACUGCGCCCUUUCCUCGUUACUGCGCAGCCAGCCAGUUCUUUUCUCCCCCGCACCUCAUUAGUCCUCGCCGCCGACCCAGCGCCACCGCCCCCGAUUUAGGCGAGUUCGCUGAAGGUCGCAGCGAAGAAAAACGGUGGCUGCCAUGGACGGGGGUGGUGAACUGGGGAUCACCAAGAAAGAGGCGGAGGCCGAGUACCAUUGCCACGACUUCGAGUGGGAGGACCUCCGGGCGGAUGUGGAAGCCAACCCUUCCUUCUCCUACCACCUUUCCCCUUUCCCCACGAUCACCGCCUCGCCGCAGCCACCGUCAUCGGAGGCCUGGAGAAGCUUCCACCGCUGCCACGCCUCCGGCAAAUUCUUCAAGGAAAGAAGGUAUUUGCUGAAGGAAUUUCCUGAACUGCUUAACAGCAAAGGAUGUGCAAAGGUUUUAGAGGUGGGGUGUGGGAAUGGAAGCACUGUUGUCCCCAUUCUACGAUGUAGUCCAAGCAUCAGUGUCUAUGCUUGUGAUUGUAGUGAAGACACUCUAGAGAAAGCAAAUGAGAUUGUGUGUAAUACACAGGGGGUUGAUGCCAAGGAUAGGUUCCACCCUUUUUUGCUGGAUGUUUCUAAAGAAAAUUUUCCAGGUUGGUUGUUCUGCAAAUGCUGUCAAAGUUCAGAUGGAAAAGUUGUUGAUCUCUCACCAGAUUCAAGUCAUCUUUAUGUAAGGGGAAAAAACUCAAUCUCGCUGAAAGAAGAUCAGUGUUGUGUUGGCGGCAUAGAUUUUAUUACCAUGAUAUUUAUGUUGUCAGCCAUACCCUUCAACACAAUUUCAGCUACUCUAGAGCGUUGUAUGUCUGUUCUAAAACCAGGCGGCCUUGUUUUGUUCAGGGAUUAUGGCGUUUAUGACAUGACAAUGCUUCGAUUCUUGCCUCACCAAAGAGUGGGAUUUCGGGAAUAUAUGCGUGCUGAUGGCACCUAUUCUUAUUUCUUCUCGUUGGACACUGUAAGAGAACUCUUUCAUGCUGCUGGACUACUAGAGUUGGAGCUGGAAUACUGCUGUGUCAGAUCAGUGAAUCGAAAGAAUGGCAAGAACAUGCAAAGGGUAUGGGUGCAUGGAAAAUUUAAAAAACCCACAAGUCAAUGACUUUGUGGUUCCUCGGAUGUGCUUCUAAUUUCUAUUAGAAAGACAUUAUUUUGUUGCACCAGAUUACAGUCGUGUUGCCAAGGAUGCUACAAUGCUGCAGAGUGUGUUGUGGCCGGGAGCUUGCAGAGUCGUGUUGCCAAGGAUGCUACAAUGUUGUUGCAAUUAUGUUCAAUGUAUUUACUAGUGGAUGGAAGCAAGUUUGCAGCAUGCAUAUAUCAAGCAUUGUAAUGUUGGUGAUUUGAAAGAAGCAAAUAUGUUGAUUGUCGGAAACAUUUUGUAUGAACAGACAAGCACGGUAAUGUUGGCAAGUAGUAGUGGCAUUGGGAAA